UGCGCGUGCCCCUCCACCAACAUGUCGCCGUAGGACCUGAAGACCAAACUUUAGCAACUUUAUGCAUUUUAGCUUAUGACAUUUGAAGAGAUAUGUCGUGCAGGAGAGGCGCAGACUUAAUCGCAUCUAUGUUGAGGAUUUUAACCACUAAGUGUGUAAUUUUAGCGCUGGUAUUUGGCCCAAACUUACCGGUUUCUGAGGGUGAAGGUAUCAGCCCUCAGAGAUGUCUCGUUUGGGGUCCAGGUCUGGAUCCCGCCGCAGUUUUACCAGUCCGUUACUUCUUCAUCCAGGCGGUGAGCCCUGCAGGAACAAACCUCACGCUGUCUCCAGGUAAAGAGACAUUUAAAGUGAAGAUAAGUCCCCUCAAUGAGGAGGAGUACAUCCGUGUUCAUGUUCCUCCACCUCUGGACAGAGGAGACGGGUCCUUUCUGAUGAGGUACCGCCUUUAUGGAUCUGCACUCAAAGGCCUGAAGGUGGACAUCUUCCACCAAGACGUCGCUGUGGCCAAGUCGCCCUACAUCAUCCAAGGCCCAGUUUAUCAUGAAUUCUGCGACUGCCCUGAAUCUGACGCUUCCGUUUGGCAGAGCGUCCUGCAGUGUCCCACCAACGAACCUCAGAUCCAGGCCGACUUCCAAUCCUUUCCCACCAUCGACCUGCAGCGUCUCCGACAGGAAGUGCCCCUCCGAUUCUCCAACAGAGGAGGCCUCAUCCAUUACGCCAUCAUUGAUAACAAGGUGCACCGCCGCACCCUGGGGAAGUACACCGACUUCAAGAUGUUCUCUGAUGAAAUGCUGCUGUCGCUGACCAGAAAGGUGAGAGUGCCUGAUGUGGAGUUUUUCCUGAAUGUGGGCGACUGGCCUUUGGAGACGAGGAUUGAAGGAGCUCUUCCGAUCCUCUCCUGGUGUGGCUCUACGGAUACGAGGGACGUCGUCCUUCCGACCUACGAGGUGACGCACUCCACCCUGGAGACCAUGAGAGGCGUCACCAACGACCUCCUCUCUGUUCAAGGCAACACAGGUCCCCCAUGGGCUAAUAAAACGGAGCGGGCAUUUUUCCGUGGUCGGGACAGUCGGGAAGAGCGUCUCCAGCUCGUCUCUCUUUCCAAGAAAUCCCCGGAGCUGCUGGACGCCGGCAUCACAGGCUGGUUCUUCUUCAGAGACCGAGAGAAACAAGUGGGCAAAGCGCCGCUUGUGGGAUUCUUUGACUUCUUCAAGUACAAGUACCAGGUAAACGUGGAUGGAACGGUCGCAGCGUAUCGGUUUCCUUACCUGAUGCUGGGGAACAGCCUGGUUCUGAAACAGGACUCUCAGUACUACGAACACUUCUACAGACACCUCCGAGCAGGCACUCACUACGUUUCUGUGAAGAGAAACCUGUCGGACCUUUUAGACAAAAUCAAAUGGGCCAAAGAGAACGAUGCUGAAGCGGCGGAGAUGGCGCGGGCGGGACAGGCGGCGGCCAGAGAACUGCUGCAGCCCAGCCGGCUCUACUGUUACUACUACAGGGUGCUGCAGACGUACGCCGAGCGGCAGAAAGGGAAGCCGACGCUGCAGGCAGACAUGGAGCUGGUGCCUCAGCCGGACGAUCAUACAGCCGCAUGUUCAUGUUGGCGCGAAAGUCACAAACAGAAAUCCAGUAAGAAUGAAUUAUGACCGCGCCGCUGUAGUUAGUCGUUUCUACUUUGAUGGUUAUUUGGUGUUAAAAACAUUCCUGAAACAAAAAACAAAACUGAUGAAUGUUUCUGAUGUUUUCAUUUCAUUUUUAAUACUUUUAUUAAAGAAAGUCUGGUUUUUUUACUGUUAGUAACCACAGGAAGUUGUAUUUAUAAAUAUUGGUAAAAAUGUAGCUUUUUUUGAACUGUGCCUUUUUAUGUAUAUAAUAUUUUCUUUUU
Messenger RNA from Cyprinodon variegatus (sheepshead minnow), 1891 nucleotides. RefSeq names its product KDEL motif containing 2 (gene poglut3). The record is from RefSeq and is a predicted model, not a curated record. Gene Ontology annotation, molecular function: glucosyltransferase activity; protein binding. NCBI's taxonomy places the organism in Eukaryota, Metazoa, Chordata, Actinopteri, Cyprinodontiformes, Cyprinodontidae. The transcript is spliced from 6 exons. The coding region runs from base 93 to 1652 and encodes 519 amino acids. Gene Ontology annotation, cellular component: endomembrane system.